AUGAAUGACGAGGUGUUGUUAAGCGACGGCAUACGCGUCACGGUGCCCGUAAGCACAUCGACUUCACCGUUUUCAGACGUAUCUUUGUUGCAGCAGCAGCAGGAGCAGCAGCGGAAGCAGAUGCUGCGGAUGGAAAGGGUCGUGAAUGCUGCGGGGAGUGCGGCUGGUGCGGGCAGCGACUUUUUUGAUUUGUACCGCAAGCACAGGAAUGCUGAGAUGCGGAGGCUCGAUGAGAUGGACGAGCAGUUUCGCAAGAGAGUUGCGGAAGAAGAGUUUCUCUUUCUCAGAGAGAAGCGGCACCUCGAGGCCGAAGAGAAGCAACAGAAGAACAAGAAGAAGCGUGAGCGGAAGAGGGUGGCAAGGAAGAAAGCAGCACAGCAAAGAAAGCAACAGAGUAUGCAGCAGGCGCAGGAAGGGCAGGAUGGCGAAGCAGGAAGUCAUAGCCAUACGGCCAGUCCUGCUGGUGCUACGGGUGAAGACGGCAGCGCGGACGAAUCGUUAGACGGUAGCAGCAGCUGCUCACCUCCUGGAUCAGCGCCUUCUCUUGCUUCGCCCUUCCCAGCCAGUAGCCUUGGCACGCCAGCGACAGCCAGAAGCAGCAGCAGCAGUAGCAGCUUUAGCAGCAGCAGCUUCAGCAUAGCGCGCAGCAGCACGAAGUCAGAGGGAUUUGCUGCUGCUGCAACCCCAGGGGCCAGGAGAGGCAUUGCACCAUCUCCAUAUGCCGCUGCUGCUGCUGCUCCUGCUGCUGCUGCUGCUGCUGCUGCUAGGAAGCUUCAAGACGUGUCAGACUCCGAAAUCGAGGACGCCGCAACCUUGCCAAUGAAGCCGCAAGUUACCAUUCGUGAUGAUGAGUGGUAG
Cyclospora cayetanensis is the source of this 858-nucleotide messenger RNA. RefSeq names its product transcription factor btd-like. Gene Ontology annotation, biological process: negative regulation of protein kinase activity. Gene Ontology annotation, cellular component: nucleolus. NCBI's taxonomy places the organism in Eukaryota, Apicomplexa, Conoidasida, Eucoccidiorida, Eimeriidae. Bases 1 to 858 code for a protein of 285 amino acids. The record is from RefSeq and is a predicted model, not a curated record. The transcript has a single exon. Gene Ontology annotation, molecular function: protein kinase binding; protein kinase inhibitor activity; double-stranded RNA binding.